GUGGCGUUGGUGUCCGUGGCGGCGUCGGGGGCGCUGGGGAGGCCGUCCUUGUCCUCCCCCGCCCUCGAGACCCGCGGGAGGAGGUCGCUCGUGUCCUCGUACUUGGGGAAGCACGCGGACAAGGUGACUGCUGUGUCGCCCUCCAGCAUCGAGGAGGAGGAGGAGGGAAGUGGAGCUGUCGAUCCCCAAACCGCAGUGACGUCUGUGGUCGAGGAGAGUCUGGUCGCCCCGGGUAGCAUUGCAGAAGAGGAGGACGAAGGCGACGAUCCAGACAAUGACAGCCAAGAGGACGACUCGGACGACAGCGACAAGGAAAGUCUGCUUGUGACGCGCGACGCUCAAGGAGGGGCUGCCAUGGAGGAGGACGAGGCUGAGGACGACCACGCGCCGUCCGUGGGGAUACACACGGACGCAGCAGAACCCGAGGCCCAGCCUGAACCGAAGACUGAACCAGAACCUGAAGCGAAGUCAGAACCCGAACCUGAAGCUGAAGCAGAACCUGAAGCCUCGCCAGAACCAGAACCUGAAGCUUUAUCCGAACCUGAACCCGAGCCAAAAUCGGAGGUUCAGCUGGAACCGGAACCUGAAGCAGAACCAAAAGCUGCACCGGAGCCAGAACCCGAAAUUGCACCAGAACCAGAGCCAAAGACGAAGGCCGAGGAAAAUGCCCAAAUAAAGAAAAGCGGUGCGAAGGCGGCCAAAUCAGAAUCCGUGGCAGCUCAACCUAAAUCAAUGUCCUCUCACAGAAUGGCCGUAAAUGCCAAGUCUGAAACAGAAUCUGAAACUAAAUUGGAUCUUCAGGAUAUAGCCGAACCGGCUCCUAAGGCCAAGGAAGAGACAGAUGCCAAGGAUGAACCUGAAGCUGAUAAGACCAUGGUAGAAACUGAAACAGAAACAGACUCAGAGGAGACUCACAAAACCGAGUCCAUUCCAAACACCACGACAGAAUCAGAAUCCAAAGGCGAGCAAAAACAGCAAAAGAAAGCAACGGGAGAAAAUUCUAAAAUCACGUCGGAAGAAGAUGAUUCUCUGCCCAAUAUGGAUAACGAGUCAGAGGACAAAUCCAAAGUCUUGACAGAACGAAAUGCAGAACUCAAAGCGAACGGUGAUGGCGAAGAAGAAUCAGACGCACCUGAUAUGCUCACGGAUGGGAAAUCAAGGAUGGAAACUUUUCAGGACAAUGACAUAGAAACGGCCAACAUGCAGGCAAUUCUUGAGAUGGAAAAGCAAUUCAACGAGACAGAAGAGAGUGAAGAACAACAAGAGGAAGAGCCACGAGCAACAGGUACACCUCCGAGCGUAAUCUCUGGUGAUGUAAUGGACAACAUCUACUUAAGAACUGCUGACUCAAGUGAAGAGGAGAGUGAUGGUGGUGAUAGUGAGGAGGCAGGUAGUGGAGAAAACAAAGAAGCGAUGGAUGACGACAAGGCCAUGGAUGAUGAGAAGAAUGACAAUGUCAUGGAAGGUGAAAAGGAAAAAGGAGAAAACGAAUUAAAGACACAAGAAAGCAAUAUGGGGAAAGCAAUGCAUACGGCGGACGAUACACCCAAAUCAGACGCGACAAACGAAAAAGAGGAAAAGGCAAACUCGGAGGAAGAAGAAGAGGAGGAGGAGGAGGAGGAGGAGGAGAGUACUGACUCCCCUACUCAUUCUGAAGAUGAGGUACAUAAAGAAGAAAAUGAAAAUGUUGAACAUAUGGAAGUGAGAGUGGGGACGAAUGUGGUGGUUGAUGAUAAAGAAUCUCCCAAAACAGAAAUGGAAGACAAAGAGGCAGACAAGAAUGAGAUUGAAAAAUCAGAAGUCAAGACAGAACAUUCUCCUAUCCACUCUCCAACAAAUCUAAUCCACUCAGAAGUGGAUCUGGAAGCCACGCGUGAAAACGAGAAGGUGAGUGAUCCCAAAGAGGAAAAUGGACAGAAAAUGGAAAGAGAAAGCAUCAAGCAAGAAUCAACAGUCAAGACAGAGACCCACAGUCCUAUCCACUCUCCAACUAACUUGAUCCAUUCUGAGGUAGACCUCGAAGCCACCCUCAAGAACGAGAUGAGUGUUUCAAAGCAAGACGGAGGCAAAAUUGAAGAGGAAGAAGGACCUACAACAGAACCAGAACACGUAAAAGAGGCAGAAGCUCCGAUAGAAUCAGAGUCAAAAACGGAAGAGCCAGAACAGAACACACAAUCUAUGGAGCAAGUAGAGGAAUCCAUAGAACAAGAUAAACGGUCUGAGGUUGAGUCACAGGCCCCCACAGAAACUGAAGUACAUGAUAACCCUAAAAUGAGCAAAGAUAAAAUGACUGCUGAUAAUACCGUUACAGAUGAGUCUCCUAAAGCAAAGUCCAUGUCCAGUGGAGGAGCCAGCAAUAAAGUAAUGGACAAUAGUGAGAUGGCUGAACCUGAGCCUAAAGCGAAGGUUGAACCUGAACCUGAACCUGAACCUGAAGUUAGGGCAGAGACCGAGCCUGAACCAAAAGCUGAGGCUGAACCUGAACCCAAGACAGAAGCUGAACCAGGGCCAGAAACUGAGGCUGAACCUGAACCUGAAGCAGAAGCUGAACCUGUACCAAAAACAGAGUUUGAACCCAUGGCUGAGACUAAACCCAAAACGAAAACUGAAGCUAAAUCCAAAAACCAGGAAGGCAAAACUGACGUAAAAACUGAUCUUGAAACGAAAUCCGAAGCAGAAUCCAAAUCAGAGACUGUUCCUGAACCCGAAGCGGAAUCUGAACUACAUGCUGAGCCAGGAACAGAAGCCCCCAGAGCCAUAGUAGAAGAUGCAUCAUCAGCUCACAAGGACGAAGGAACAGCCACAGAACACGAAAUGAAUGAAGAAACUCUACUCACGGCAAAGGAGACUCAGGCUGAAAACCAGGAAAAGUCAGGAGUAGAAGACUCACCUGACAGUGAAAUGAAGGACAAGAAGACUCCUCCAGCAUCAGUAGAUGUUAACUCGCCUGAAGGCCUUGGGGAACAGGAAUCACAGGAAAUGCUGACCCUGAGAGAUUUAGUCCUCACGACGAUGUCCGGCCUUCCGAAUGAUCCAAGGAGACCUCGCGUCACCACAGCAAAGCCACCAAAAGAGGUCAGAGUUCUUAAAGAAAAACCAACAAGUACCACAGUCUCUCCCAUUGCCGUCAAAGUCAACAGUAUGCAGUCCCACGAUGCAGAUCCCAAGGGUGACGGUAAAGAAUAAAAGGGUUUAAUAAAAAUCCCCAAAUUAUCUAUAUGAUAAGGCUUAUCACAGAUUGUUUAUGCUGCAAUUUCAAAGGGUUCUCUUCCUCCCUGUGUUCUUGGGGGUUUGCUCAAUAAAAGAUUCACAAAACAGAGUCAAACUUAAACGAGGGCCUUCGUGUAAUACCAAGUUUUAUUGUAUGUCUACUUUUCAUUUUACAAUCACCUUUCCUUAUCUCUGUAUAUGAAAGAGAAAAGUAGUAUUAGUUAGUGUUGAAAUUCAGUAUGAUUACGUAGACAUACGAUCAAAAUAAAUCACACAUCAGUAAUAGAGGCUAUGAAAGAGCAAACAAACAAAUUACAACCUAUAUUUAUAGCAUUGGCACUCAUACGUCAGAUAACUAUCAGUCAUGUACAGUAUUGCAGAACAUAACCUCUGUUUAGACCCCACUGAAUAUGUAUUGUUGUAUUCCUAAUUUUCUUGACCUCUUUGGAAAGUAAAAAAAUAUCAACAUAGUGUAAGCUGGGGAGGAGAGCCAGUAAGAUAUACAUAUUCCAGUACAUUCUAAACUAUCAGUUGAUUGCAGUUAAUGAAGUAUUAUGUAUAUUUUUUGGCAGACUUAUGAAUUGUCAG
This is a messenger RNA of Penaeus indicus, 3798 nucleotides long. RefSeq names its product retinitis pigmentosa 1-like 1 protein. The record is from RefSeq and is a predicted model, not a curated record. Lineage: Eukaryota; Metazoa; Arthropoda; Malacostraca; Decapoda; Penaeidae. The annotation marks the transcript as partial. The transcript has 2 exons.